CUUUUGUAAAAGUGACGAGUUUUCAAAAAAAAAAAAAAUCAAAUCGAGAGAAUUGUCAAUUAGAAAGCUUAAAAAUUCGUAAAAAUUUCGUAGCAGAUAAACAUAUAUGAAUAUAUGUGCAAAAGUUUUUUUAAUUUAAAUCGGUCAAUCAAAAUUAAACGUUAACUUUUUUGAAAAAAAAAUUUUAAUCGUUGUUUUUUUUCUCGUUUAUUUGGUAUUACGGUUAUGUUGUCUAAAUUAAAUCAUGUUAAAUUCGGCGUUCGUGGUGCGUUCGCGUUGCGUUGUGCCUCCAACAGACGCAUUUUGUCGCCGUCUCCGCUCAAUCCGCCGCACGAAUGCAGCAUUCUGUCGCAGCAACGCAAGUAUUCCCAGCGCAUGUUCUAUCACAAUCCAGAAGCGUAUGCAACCGGUGCCCGGCGUCAGCAAUAUCUAAGAGAGCAACAGAAGACGACGAAAUAUCAGCCAUUAAAAUAUGCGUCUGGUGUAGCUUUAAGCAAACGCACGGUUAUACCGUCCAUAACAACGCACCAGCGGCACCUGGGCCGCAUGCAGAUCCUCUUGAACGCGCCACGGCCGUCCAGCGAGCCGGCAACCAGCAAUGGCGUUGACAUUUUAAGUUCCAGGGCAUAUUCAACGGAUUUGGUUCGUGAAAAACUGUUUGCACCUGUGGCUCGGCCAGCCAAGAAAACCAAACGCAAAGUCACCGUUGUGGGUUGCGGCAAUGUGGGCAUGGCGGUAGUGUUCAGCAUACUAGCGCAAAACAUCUCCAACGAAGUGUGCAUUAUAGAUGCCAACGAGAAAUUAGUGGAUAGCGAAAGCAAAGACUUACAACAAGGUUCCGUGUUUCUGAGGGAUGCAACAAUUGUGGGCAAUACAGAUUACAAAGCUUCGGCGGAUUCGGCUGUUUGUGUCAUCACAGCUGGUGCACGUCAGAAGCCGGGACAAACGCGCUUGGAACUGUUGGAUACGAAUAUGAAGAUUUUAAAUCAAAUAAUACCACAACUGGUCAAGUAUUCGCCCGAUACGAUAUUAGUGAUGGUCUCGAAUCCCUGUGAUAUAUUGACAUAUGGCGCUUGGACGAUUUCCGGUUUGCCCAAAGAACGUGUAUUUUCCACUGGCACACACUUAGACACCGCACGUUUCCGUUACUUCAUCGCACAGCGACUGGGUGUCGCACCGAGUUCAGUGUUAGCCUAUAUUAUUGGCGAGCAUGGUGACAGUUCGGUAGCGGUAUGGAGUGCUGUUAGUGUGGGUGGUAUACGCUUUACGGAUCUUUCUAAAUGUGUGGGCUCCGAGGGUGACACCGAUAAAUGGGGUGAAGUGCAUAAACGUGUCGUUAAGGCGGCCUACGAGGUGAUCGCCGGUAAGGGUUACACCAAUUGGGCAAUCGGACUGGCAGCGGCGUCCGUAGUUUCGACAAUUUUGGAUAAUAAAAAUGAAAUAGUCACGUGUUCUGUAUCGGCAAAGGGUCAGCAAGGCAUUGAAAAUGAUGUUUUCUUAUCACUACCCGUAGUGCUCGGCGCAAAUGGCAUAACAUCAUACAUAAAGCUAACGCUGAGUGAGAGCGAACAAGAAGGUUUAUGCAAAUCUGCUGAAAUUAUAGAUAAAGCAAUCAAAUCGGUGGGCGGCAAAAAUAAAGAAAAAAAAUAAAAUCGUCGUUCGAGGAAAUUAUAAACGGUUGAUUCGGUUCCAAUUGAAAGUGUUGUUGUUUUAUUUGUUGUAUAUUUUAUGUUAAUGAUCCGCAGAACAAUUAAAACAAUUUCUUAAAAUAUUUGUACUAUUUUAAGAGAUUGUUUUGUUUUUCUAUUAAAGUAGAUCACCAAUUUUUAUUAUUGUA
Messenger RNA from Zeugodacus cucurbitae (melon fly), 1837 nucleotides. Its product is annotated as L-lactate dehydrogenase. Gene Ontology annotation, cellular component: cytoplasm. Lineage: Eukaryota; Metazoa; Arthropoda; Insecta; Diptera; Tephritidae. The transcript has 3 exons. Gene Ontology annotation, molecular function: L-lactate dehydrogenase (NAD+) activity. The record is from RefSeq and is a predicted model, not a curated record. The coding region runs from base 226 to 1650 and encodes 474 amino acids. Gene Ontology annotation, biological process: carboxylic acid metabolic process.